GGGGCUUCGCACGCCUUUCUCGCCCCUGCGUUUGUCCGCUCCGCUCGGGAGACCGGGAAGAAACGGUCUCUGGCCUGUCAGGAGGACCGUUGGUGCUGCAGUGGAAGCCAGUGGCUAAGUCUCAUGUAUGGCGUGGUUAAGGUUGCAGCCUCUCACCUCUGCCUUCCUCCAUUUUGGGCUGAUAACUUUUGUGCUCUUCCUGAAUGGUCUUCGGGCAGAGACUGGUGGCUCAGGGGAUGUGCCCAGCACAGGGCAGAACAAUGAGUCCUGUCGGGAGUCAUCAGACUGCAAGGAGGGUGUCAUCUUACCAAUCUGGUACCCGGAGAACCCUUCCCUUGGGGAUAAGAUUGCCAGGGUCAUUGUCUAUUUUGUGGCUCUGAUAUACAUGUUCCUUGGGGUAUCCAUCAUCGCUGACCGCUUCAUGGCAUCUAUUGAAGUCAUUACUUCUCAAGAGAAAGAGGUGACUAUCAAAAAGCCCAAUGGAGAGACCAGCACAACAAUGAUUCGGGUAUGGAAUGAAACUGUCUCCAACCUGACCCUUAUGGCUCUGGGUUCCUCUGCUCCUGAGAUCCUCCUCUCUUUAAUUGAGGUGUGUGGUCACGGGUUCAUUGCUGGUGAUCUGGGACCUUCUACCAUCGUGGGCAGUGCAUCCUUCAACAUGUUCAUCAUCAUUGCCAUCUGUGUGUAUGUGGUCCCUGAUGGAGAGACUCGUAAGAUCAAGCACCUGCGAGUGUUCUUUGUCACUGCUGCUUGGAGCAUCUUUGCCUAUAUCUGGCUCUAUAUGAUCCUGGCAGUCUUCUCUCCUGGUGUGGUCCAGGUUUGGGAAGGCCUCCUCACUCUCUUUUUUUUCCCAGUGUGUGUCCUUCUGGCCUGGAUGGCAGAUAAGAGACUGCUCUUCUACAAAUACAUGCACAAAAAGUACCGCACAGAUAAACACCGAGGAAUUAUCAUAGAGACAGCGGGUGGCCACUCCAAGAGCAUUGAGAUGGAUGGGAAAAUGAUGAAUUCCCACUUUCUAGAUGGGAAUCUGGUGCCACCAGAAGGGAAGGAAGUGGAUGAGUCCCGCAGGGAGAUGAUCCGGAUUCUCAAGGAUCUGAAGCAAAAACAUCCAGAGAAGGAGUUAGAUCAGCUGGUAGAGAUGGCCAAUUACUAUGCUCUUUCCCAUCAACAGAAGAGCCGCGCCUUCUACCGGAUUCAAGCCAUCCGUAUGAUGAUUGGUGCAGGCAAUAUCCUGAGGAAACAUGCUGCAGAACAAGCCAAGAAAUCCGUUGCUAUGAGUGAGGUGCACGCCGAUCAGCCUGAGGACUUUGUCUCCAAGGUCUUCUUUGACCCAUGCUCUUACCAGUGCCUGGAGAACUGUGGGGCUAUACUCCUGACAGUGGUGAGGAAAGGGGGGGACACAUCCAAGACCAUGUAUGUGGACUACAAAACAGAGGAUGGUUCUGCCAAUGCAGGGGCUGACUAUGAGUUCACAGAGGGCACCCUGGUUCUGAAGCCAGGAGAGACCCAGAAGGAGUUCUCUGUGGGCAUCAUUGAUGAUGACAUUUUUGAGGAGGACGAAUACUUCUUUGUGAGGUUGAGCAAUGUCCGCAUAGAGAAUGAGCAGCCAGAGGAAGGGAUGGCUCCAACAAUACAGAAUAGUGUUCCCUUGCCUUCCAGGGCUGUCCUGGUGUCCCCUUGUGUGGCCAAAGUUACUAUCUUGGAUGAUGACCAUGCAGGCAUCUUCACUUUUGAAUGUGACACUAUUCGUAUCAGUGAGAGUAUUGGUGUCAUGGAGGUCAAGGUUCUGCGGACAUCUGGUGCCAAGGGCACAGUCAUCGUUCCCUUUAGGACAGUGGAAGGGACAGCCAGGGGUGGUGGUGAGGAUUUUGAAGACAUAUAUGGGGAGUUGGAGUUCAAGAAUAAUGAAACUGUGAAAACCGUAAGGGUUAAAAUAGUAGAUGAGGAGGAAUACGAAAGGCAAGAGAAUUUCUUCAUUGCCCUUGGUGAACCGAAAAGGAUGGAACGUGGAAUAUCAGGUUAUUCACUUGCAGAGUGUCCCAUAGGCCCCUCUGCCCUUCAUGGAGCGCUCCUGUUGUCUCCAGAGGUGUCAGACAGGAAGCUGACUGUGGAGGAAGAGGAAGCCAAGAGGAUAGCAGAAAUGGGAAAGCCAGUAUUGGGUAAACACCCCAAACUAGAGGUCAUCAUUGAAGAGUCCUAUGAGUUCAAGAAAACGGUGGACAAACUGAUCAAGAAGACAAAUAUGGCCUUGGUCGUGGGGACCCAUUCCUGGAGGGACCAGUUCAUGGAGGCCAUCACCGUCAGUGCAGCAGGGGACGAGGACGAGGAUGAGUCCGGCGAGGAGAAGCUGCCGUCCUGCUUUGACUACGUCAUGCACUUCCUGACGGUCUUCUGGAAGGUGCUGUUUGCCUGCGUGCCCCCCACGGAGUACUGCAGUGGCUGGGCCUGCUUCUUCGUCUCCAUCCUCAUCAUCGGUGUGCUCACGGCCAUCAUCGGGGACCUGGCCUCCCACUUUGGCUGCACCAUCGGCCUCAAGGACUCGGUCACAGCUGUUGUUUUCGUGGCGUUUGGCACCUCUGUGCCAGAUACCUUUGCCAGCAAAGCCUCAGCCAUGCACGACAUGUACGCAGAUGCCUCCAUCGGCAACGUCACCGGCAGCAACGCCGUCAACGUCUUCCUGGGCCUUGGCCUGGCCUGGUCCGUGGCCGCCAUCUACUGGGCCAUGCAGGGAGAGGAGUUCCGCGUGUCUGCGGGCACGCUGGCCUUCUUCGUCACCCUCUUCACCAUCUUGGCGUUCAUCUGCAUCAGCGUGCUCCUGUACCGCAGGCGGCCCCACCUGGGCGGGGAGCUGGGCGGCCCCCGGGGCUGCAAGCUGGCCACGACGGGGCUCUUUGUGAGCCUGUGGCUCCUCUACAUACUCUUUGCCACGCUGGAGGCCUACUGUUACAUCAAGGGGUUCUGAGCCACAGACACGGCCUCCAGCAGGGCAGGCCUAGGACUUCUCCUGAGAGAAGGGCACUUCCCCCCAGGGACCUCCCCGGAUGAGCAGCCCUGGAGAGGCGGCUUCAGGACCCGAGCCCCAGGGACUUCACCCGACCUCCACCUGGCGGUGAUCUGAAAGGGCAGAGUCUUCAUCAAUCAGACAGAACGGGGGAAACACCGACACUACCAAGUAUUUAAUUCAGUACAAACCAACAGCAGCAACACAUCCACCUCCACCCAUCUCCCCCCGACCCCCCUGUCCCUGACCAGUAGCCAAGGUCAGAUCCUUUCACCAUCUUCUAUUUCACCUUCUGAUUACUCCUAUGCUUCUACUGUCAUCAGGGCAGGGUUCCUCCUGUCUGUCCAAUUCCAUGCACCAUUGUCCUCACUCACCUGGCGGGCAUGGAAAUAAGUCUCAGCCAUGUGUGGCUGGUUUGGGGCUCUCUCUUCAUUGGAAUCAUUAUGGUGGCUGCUUUCGUUUUCCCGUCAGGUUUUGCUGGUCAUUAGUUCAUUUUGUCUUUUCUUUCUGAUGUUAGUGACAAAGGUGCUGUGGAGGAACCCAAGGGUUGAGCCGAUGGGCAGAGGCGUGAAUUGUCAGACACAGGCUCUCCCACUCUCAGCAGGUGACAGCUGUCUCUCAGCCCCAUCGAGGUCCUGUCCCCCAUCUCCUGUUCGUCUCUGGGUGGAAGUGAUCUUGCACACCCACGCGGGGCACCAAAGAUCCGGGUGGUGGCAGGAGCAGGAGGCGUUUCCUCUGCUGAUGUCACAGUUUAAAAGAAGCAGUCAUCGUUCUCUUCCUUGCCCAGGCCUUUCAAAUUCUGUCUCGUGCUGUCCAUAUCUACAUGUCCUUUCUUCUGCAGGAGGGCCCACCCAACGGGAGAAAAGGGACAAAAAUAGGAGUGGUGUGGGAUGACAGAGGGCAGCUGGGGACACAAAGUGGGUGUUCACCUUGAGUAUCUUUGGCUUUGUAUCUGAGCCAGGAGACUCGGGAUAUCCCACUAGGGAGAUACUUAAGGGGAAAGAUAUUUAAAAUGCCAGUGAUUCUGAGAAAGGUCAGCUUCACCCCCACCCCUCACUGUCCGAGGCACCGUAAUAAGAGGUCUGACUGUAUUUCUUGAGGAAAUGCGAAAACGUAGAGGUUUAUAAGAAGACAAGGGGCCCCUUUCACCUCUCCUGGACCCCGAGGCCACGUUUGAAAGCGUUUUCACAAGAUAGGAACUGGAAUUCCUCGCCACAUUCCUGCUUGGUUUAAAACCUCCCGAAGCUCUCCUUCCAGCCUGUGGGCUACUUCUCAUCCCAGUAGGAGGGAUCUUAGUUGCCAUAAUCCCACGGAGCCCAAGUUUAUAGAAAAAGAGAUUGCCCUGCCCUCUAGAGCUUCUCCCAGCAAACUUUGAAAGGACCUGGCUUUAAAUACACACACACACACACACACACACACACACACACACACACACACGAGAUCACAAAACUGCCCACAGAUCUUCAAGCUUUCUGCAUUGACAUAAAUACAUUUUUAAGGGGGGAAAAUAUUAAAAAACCUGUUUAAUUUUAAACACAUUUUUUUAAGAAAAAGAAAUAACUAAAAAGAAACAGUGCUCAUGUCAUAAGCUAUGUUGCCAGUUGCCAGUGGAAAUGUUGGGUUGGUUUAAAAAAAAAAAAAAGCUAUACUUAUAUCUCUCUGCA
Molecule: messenger RNA, 4665 nt
Organism: Myotis brandtii (Brandt's bat)
Lineage: Eukaryota; Metazoa; Chordata; Mammalia; Chiroptera; Vespertilionidae
Gene: SLC8A3
Product: solute carrier family 8 (sodium/calcium exchanger), member 3
Exons: 9
Coding region: 128-2962 (944 amino acids)
Biological process (GO): sodium ion transmembrane transport; calcium ion import across plasma membrane; cell communication
Cellular component (GO): postsynapse; axon; sarcolemma
Molecular function (GO): calcium:sodium antiporter activity
Source: RefSeq, a predicted model, not a curated record